UGGGGGACGUUAAGGCAGCUCUGCCGUGCCGUCCGCACGCUGCUCCGGGACGGGCGGCGGGGCGGCAGCUCCGGCUGUAAGCGUGCCUCCUGUGUUGCAGUGCUCGGUGUAGGCCACGGGAACAAGCUCCUCAGCCACCUGUACAACUGCCACCUGAGCAAGGUUUACACAGUUGGGGGGCAGUUUGGUAAAGCUACCGAGGACUUCUCAAACACUGGGAAGCUGAUAGAGAAGACAACGUUUGAUCAUAUCACGAGGGAGAAGCUGGAACGGAUUCUCGCCGUCAUCCAAGGAACAAAUCACAAGGCCUUGCUGAUGCAUUCUAACAUCGAUAUGAAAACACAGGAGGCCUAUGAGCUGGCUGUGAAGGGGCUGAUUCGCCCCAUGGGAAAAAGCCCCCCAAUAAUCACUGCAAUCCGGUGUCUCCAGUUUGCACUCCCUGAAUUCCAGCUAGAAAUUCACUGCUUGCACGAGACCCAGCAGUACCUCCGAAAAGUAGUCCAUGAGAUUGGUCUGGAGCUGAAAUCAUCUGCUGUGUGCACACAAGUGCGAAGAACACGUGAUGGUGUCUUCACGUUGGAUGAUGCUCUCCUGAGAACGCAGUGGAACCUGCAGAGCAUACAGAAUGCAAUUCUGAACUGUCAGCUUAGAGUGAAAACCGAGUUAGAAAAAACAAUGAGCCAUUGGGAUGGAAGUGUUCUUCAGGAGAUGGAUGCUGAGACUGCCCACACCACUGACAGCUGAGUACGUGCUCCAGAGGGAACAUCCACAUCCCCUCUGUAACACAAUAACAGCUACGUGCUGACAGGAUGAUGGACAGCAGAAGGAAAGAGGUUAAUUGCAGUUCACUUCCACCAUUUCUUCGAAAUGACUUUAAUCAGAGAGGCAUUUUUUCAUUGACAGGCUGUAUAGUUUUUUUUUUUAAAGCACUGUAAACAGUUCAUUAACAGGAGUUAGCUGUGCCAAAAUCCCUGUUGGCUUCGGGAUCAUUAGGUUGCUAUGGGAUAUAGAAACCACUUCCCAAAUUGUUCAGCAGCAGGAAACACAAGCACCUUCUUACAGAGCUGUGCUCUCUUGAUUGCAUGGAUCUGUUUGCAACCAGUAGCACAACUCCACUGCUGCACAGGCUUUUAUUUUCCCUAUGUUCCCCUAGCAAAAGUAGUGCCUUUGCUUUAGCCCCACUUUCAGAGCCAGAAAUGAGACUAAAAGAGGGCUGCCGGGGAGGAAAGGCAGCUUACCUCGAGUCCAGAAGGGAAACGGCUGUCGGACAGAGUGUGUGCAGUGCAGAAAGAGGGACUGACACAAAGAUGUUAACAACACAAGGAAUAAAAGUGAAAUUGACGUGAAUGGAAA
Messenger RNA from Meleagris gallopavo (turkey), 1353 nucleotides. NCBI's taxonomy places the organism in Eukaryota, Metazoa, Chordata, Aves, Galliformes, Phasianidae. The record is from RefSeq and is a predicted model, not a curated record.